Molecule: messenger RNA, 435 nt
Organism: Nothobranchius furzeri (turquoise killifish)
Lineage: Eukaryota; Metazoa; Chordata; Actinopteri; Cyprinodontiformes; Nothobranchiidae
Source: RefSeq, a predicted model, not a curated record
AUGUUGUUUUUGGAUGAAGCCAGGACCGGCACGAGACCCCGAAACUCAGACAGGAAGCUGAAACAUUUUAGAAACAGCGUUCGCCUCCAGCCUUCACCGCCCUCUGACGUUCCUGCUCCGGCUGCCGUAGACUCCUGGAAAACUUGCUGUGUUGAAACGUUUCUGUGUUACCUCUACCCAGCUGGAGGACGGGCGAUACGCGUGUACUCCGCUAAUUAUGGACGUCGUGACGCAGCCACCUGUUCUUCCGGACGUCCUCAUUAUGAGCUCCAAAAUGUCCGUUGCUCUCGUCCCACCAACCUGGUAGCUCAGAGCUGUAACGGGAGGAGCAGCUGCAGCAUCACGGCCAUUAACUCUGUCUUUGGGGACCCCUGCUUUGGAACCUACAAGUACCUGCACGUGGCCUACAGGUGUCGCUGUGAGUGGAAGCCCUGA